Molecule: messenger RNA, 5433 nt
Organism: Phyllopteryx taeniolatus (common seadragon)
Lineage: Eukaryota; Metazoa; Chordata; Actinopteri; Syngnathiformes; Syngnathidae
Gene: slc5a6a
Product: solute carrier family 5 member 6a
Exons: 17
Coding region: 270-2192 (640 amino acids)
Biological process (GO): sodium ion transport; pantothenate transmembrane transport; biotin transport
Cellular component (GO): membrane
Molecular function (GO): sodium-dependent multivitamin transmembrane transporter activity
Source: RefSeq, a predicted model, not a curated record
AACACGUCGUCAGUGGAUAGGAAAUGCUCGUUUACUAAGUGUAAGUGAAUGCAACAUCGAGCGUCAAAAAGAAUGGGGGCGGUCCAGUGACGUAUGACCGCAUUAACCUACCCGACCAGACCUUGACGGAGUAUUUCACCAGCGCAGGAAGCUCUCUGGCUAUCACAAUGGGUGAUGUGCCAUCUUUAACAUUGUGAUCACCCCCGAAGGUCUCUUUGACGACCUCCUAUCCCCAGACUUGCCACAACAAGCCUACCUUCAGCGUCGUCAUGGGUGGAGUAGUCCAGAUGCACUUUACCACGGUGGACUACGUCAUCUUUGCAUUGCUGCUGAUGGCCUCAGCUGGUAUCGGCUUAUAUUAUGCCUUCUCUGGUGGACGUCAGCGUACAACACAGGAGUUCCUGAUGGCUGACCGCUCAAUGAGCUGGCUUCCUGUAUCUCUGUCACUGCUCGCAACUUUCCAGUCAGCUGUGGCAAUUCUGGGUGCACCGUCUGAAGUGUACACGUUCGGGACACAGUACUGGUUUCUGGGCUGCUCGUACUUCCUGGGACUCCUUAUCCCAGCUCAUGUUUUCAUACCAGUCUUCUACAGGCUGCGGCUUUCCAGCGCAUACGAGUAUCUGGAACUGCGUUUCAACAAGACAGUCCGCAUAUGUGGGACUGUGACCUUCAUCUUUCAGAUGGUCGUUUAUAUGGGGGUGGUCCUUUAUGCGCCAGCUUUAGCUCUUAAUGCAGUCACUGGUUUUGACUUAUGGGGAGCAGUGCUCGCCAUGGGACUUGUGUGCACUCUCUAUACCUCUCUGGGGGGCCUAAAGGCGGUGAUGUGGACCGAUGUCUUCCAGACAGUGGUAAUGUUCGCAGGGCAGCUGGCUGUUAUCAUUGUAGGGGCGCAUCAGGCAGGGGGGAUUGCAGAGGUCUGGAGGAAAGCGGUGAACGGCAGCCGCAUUGCAGGACUUGACCUAAACCCAGACCCUUUGGAGCGCCACACCUUCUGGACGUUGGGUGUGGGCGGAAUCUUCCUGAUGCUGGCUCUGUAUGGGGUCAACCAGGCCCAAGUCCAGAGAUAUCUCAGUUCCCGCACUGAGAGAGAGGCUAUCAUAUCGUGCUACGUGGUUUUUCCAUGCCAGCAGAUCGUCCUGUGUUUGGGUUGUCUGAUGGGGCUGGUUAUGUUCGCUCGCUACGGAGAGGACAGCCCUCUAGACAAGGGCUAUGUCAAAACAAAUGAUCAGAUGGUGUUAUAUUUUGUGAUGGACGUAUUCAAGGAUCUGCCUGGCCUCGCAGGCCUGUUUGUGGCCUGUCUCUUCAGCGGAGCGCUCAGCACCAUCUCUUCAGCCUUCAACUCCCUGGCAACAGUAACCAUGGAGGACCUAAUUAAACCUCAUUUUCCCAACAUGGCUGAGUCUAAAGCCACGCUGCUUUCCAAAGGACUUGCUCUGGCCUAUGGCUUGUUAUGUCUGGCCAUGGCCUACCUCGCCUCAAUAAUGGGAUCUGUGUUGCAGGCAGCCUUAAGCAUCUUUGGGAUGGUGGGUGGUCCCCUGCUGGGCCUCUUUUGCCUGGGAAUGUUCUUCCCUUGGGCAAACUCUAUUGGAGCAUUGGUUGGAUUAGCAGCAGGCCUUGCCAUGGCCUUCUGGAUCGGCAUCGGCAGUUUUGUAAUGCGUAUGCCUGGUCCAAGUGCUGUGCCGCCACUUAGUACCGUCACGCCACCCCCAUUUGAGAACAUAUCUACUACAGUCAUGACUUCAUUGGUCAAUGCUACUACAACCAAACCUAGGCCAACAGGUGUCGACGCACUCUAUUCGUUGUCCUACAUGUGGUACAGCGCUCACAAUUCCACCACUGUGGUUGUCGUGGGACUCCUCGUCAGCCUGCUUACAGGACCAACGAAGGAGAAGCAACUGACCCCCGGAACGGUGUACCCAGUCUUGGGGAAUCUGCUGUUCUUUCUGCCUCAACGCUACCGAGAGAAGCUCUGCUGCGUCGCUCCUCUAGCGCAAAAGCCCGACGAAAUCCACGCGCAGCCUUACGAGAGGGCCAGGAAAGGUGCCAACGGAGCAGCUCGCUGCAAAGAGGACACGGUCACCGAGGACAAAGAAAUGGAGAGCGACAGCGUGCAGACCGAAGACGAGGAGAGCAGGCCAGCUCUGCCGUCGUGCGAGCUGACCGCUCACUGCGUCGAGGAGACGGCCCUCUAGAACUCCUUUUCCCGAGGAAAACCUAGGACUAAGUAAACAGUGAGAAGUAGUGGGCUACUAGCAAUAAUGUAGCUCGCGAGCGCUGGUAACUUGCGGGAGAAUACUGUCAAACUGGUACAGUGCCGCCUUGAGAUACAUGUGCCCUGACGCACGUCAUUUGACCAAGUUUUUGUCUUGAGAUGGGAGCAAAAUGUUAAGAUGCGUGUGCUUCAGACCCGCCACCGCUAGAGGGCGGCAGCGCACUUCUUAGCAUCCGGCCACCAUCGAUUCACAUUGGUUUCCUUGCACUGGAAGGACUGCAUCAGUUGGUGGCAGUCAUGUGCUACUAAGCUGGUUUGCAACAGGAGGACAAAUUCAACUUGUAUCUCAAGGCAGCACUUUACCUUUUUUAUUAUUAUUAUUAUUAUUAUUAUUUGUUUUUGUUUUGUUUUUUAAUCUCGAAACGUACGACUAUAAAGGAGUUGACAGUGUCCAGAAAGGAAUCCAUUUCCGAGGAGCACAAGUAGCUGUUCUGACUCCAAGCCAGGUAACAAGCGGAGAAAUGUCCCAUUUUCAAUUCCUCUCGAGCAAAUAUGAGAACUAUGUACAAGAGAAAUACGACAAUGAACCAAAACAAAAGCUUUCGUCCUUGUGCUGUGCAAGUGUGCUUCCGUGACUUUUGUUUACUACGCGAAUGUUUACCUGCUAAUCUCGAUGUCUCGUACCUGACAGUCGAGUCUGCGUGGUCCGAUCAGUGCGGUAUAUCGGACAUAUACGGUUCAUCUUUAACUGCUAAGUUUGUUUUGUUGGCCAGUGUGCUCAAAGGUACUUUCUGUGGUACGAGAGGGUCUCAUUUGUCUUAUCUGCAACCGUCCUCUGCGAGCUGCAACUCGAUCUCACGCCGCCAUAGUUCCCUCGUGUCUUAAAAGGUGAUUUCGCCAGUCGUCCACCGUUGCCGCCGGUGAACGACAUCCCCGUAAAACGCCUACUCGAAGCUACUUCCCGACGAGUGAUUUCAUGGACUCCUUUCUCGCGAGUCCGGCGGGGGGGGGGCGAGCUAAGACGAACGGAGGACCGACGACAUUGGAGGUUGCAAAUAAAGACAUUUGAUGACGCUCUAUUUUAGCACUGCUGCUUCCUCACGAUUGGAUACUUAGCUUUGCCGUGGUCAAGCUGAGAGGAUGACGUGCCUACAGAAGACAUUGUGCGAUAAGUAGAGAAAUUCCGAUUCUGUUAGUGGCAACGGACCUUCUAUAAGAACUAUGAGUUCCGUACAAACCUUUUUGGACAUUUUCAGUCCCAUCGAAUCAAAUGUGUACGGCACGGCGUGUUUUCACUUUAAGACGACUUAUGUAGAACGAAAGGAAAUUGUCACCUGCCCGAGGCAGACCUUCUGGAAAGGGAUCGAUAUCAAAACGUGAUUUAAUGUAUUUCACUUGCGACGCUUCUGUUCACCAUAAUAGCUGCGGCCAUUGCGUGUGCGGAUGCUUGUUCCUAUACCGCUUCUAUGUCCAUUUCGCUAGAAAACCUCUUGGUGACAUUGCUUUGAAUGAUGGUACCUGCAAAAGUAUAAUGAGCUUAAUUUGAAUUGAUUUAUGCGGGCAUUUCUUUCCAGUUAGCAGUGCCUCCUUUGGUCAUCACAUGCGGUUGUCGCUCCUCAUUUUAAGAGAAGAGAAUUUCAGGUUAUUUGGAACACGACGGGCCCCGUACGAAGAGCUGUUCAAAUGCGUUGUAAACCAUCAUUGCCAGUGUAUGACUAAUUGGAGUCAUGAUCUCAGCUGUUGUUUUAUCGCCAUUGUUUGUUUGUUUGUUUGUUUGUUGUUGUUUUUUUGGAAUCUUAAGAAUUCUUGCCCAUCCCAUAGUAACUCAGCCAUCCGUUGUCUUUAGUUUGCAAUGAGUUCAGUCGCAUGGCUUCCGGUGGUUUGUUGCGAGACUGCAGUCUGACCUGACCCUUUCCUUAAGAGAGCGGUAAGGCAUCGAAAUGUUGCUUUGUCACGUGAGCCCCAAGAGAAGACUCUUUGUCUUAAGUUGCCUUACACACGCUCCCCUGUUUGGAUGAAACGGGGGGGGGGGGGGGGGUUUUGAAACCACAGUUUGGACAAUCAAGGUCACAAAGCCAAUAGCAGAUUAGCGUGUCUCAGUUUUGUGCAAGGAUUUGACUUUAGCCUCGCCGGUUGGACCUUUUGAAGCCAUUGCAAAUGUUUGUUUUUGUCCUCCUGAAAUACCUCAAUUUGUCCAAUGCAUAUAGAAUAUAAUGCUUAUUUAUGCCUAUUCUAUUAGAUUUCUGCCAAUAGAGAAUCUAUUUCAGAUCAUUUUUCUAUAUUUUUAUAAUUUCACAUUGAGCCUCCACACAUUUCACUAGAAAUGUGGAAUUCUAUAUGCAAUAACCCUUUGUAAUUUCGUUUUUUUUUUGUGUGAAUGACGGGCAGAAUUGGGAAUGUAGCAUUUGUUUUAUUUCGUUGCUUUUGUCUGUUUUCACAGCGCUACAUCCCCACAUUCAGGCUGCGACAUUCAUAUUUUUUGUGUGAUUAUUUCAACAGAUCACGUGUAUGUGAGAAAUCCUUUUAUGAUUGCAUUAUUGCAGAUCCUUCAUGGUACCUGAAAUUACUUGAAGUGUAUGUGCCUGUAAUGUUACCUUAACGAUACAUGAAAAAAUCCCCUUUUACACUGUGAGAAAAGCAAACUGAAGCACUAAAAUUUGCAGAUUUUUUUUAUUUAUGAUUUUUGUUACGAUUCCUUGGUGAUGCAUGCGCUAGUGAAAAAAAAUAAAAAUAAUAAUAAUAAUAAUAAUAAUCAGCGGACGCUCCUUAAAGUCCAAUAUCGAUAAAAGAUUCAUAGUCAAUUACAGGCUAGAAUGCACAAAAAUACCAGUUUGUGCAAGAGAAACAUGGCACUUAGUAAUUUCUGCCUUUUAAUAAGUAUUGUUCACAGCAAUAUUUAUUAUUUGUCGCAUCUCAGAAGAGUUCAAACUUAUGCAUUCCAAAAAAAAAAUAAUAAUCAUCAUCAUCCAUGUCGAGCCGAUUUGUCAACUUUGGAUGUGCCUUUAUUUUCUCGUAACAUCUCAUUUGUUGUGUAUGUCGGAUGAUUUUACGAUUCAAACAAUAUAAAAAGAUGGUGUACCUGUUGAUUCAGUGGCUAUUUUAAAUCUUGUUGUCCAUGUUUAAAAAAAAUAAUAAUAAUGUCACUCUUCAUCGGAUGUAUGUAACAAUAGAUGUUUGAUUUAUUUACUUGAACUAUUAAAUUGAUUUGAAGGUCCACAACA